UCGCCGCGUAGUUGAAUUCCAAGAGAAGAACUGUGCAGAGCAGUUCAAAUCUUUAAACGGAAAAGCUCAACUGUGAGAGAUUUCUCAGAGAAACUGAAUUUUCGAAUUGCCUCAACAGCUGCAAGAGAGACACAAUAGGCUACUUACCCUUAUAUUUUCUGAGGCGCGUUUGAAGACACAGAUUUCAGUGUCCUCGAGGAAAAACACCCAUUUGGGUUCAUUUUUUACACAGAACAAGACACCUGACACGAUAGCUAUUCACACACAAGUUUUUUCACACCAUAGUGUGGGCUAUUUGGCGCAAUGCUCAUCAGGAGGAUAUUUUGACAUAUGGACUACACAGCGAAUAAUAAAAGUCAAGUGAUGGGGCAAUGCUAUUAUAUUGUCUGUCCCAAUCUCAAAUGGACUUGUAGCCUACAGUGCAUCAUGGAUAUGAACUUAUUGUACCGGUACUGCCUAGGAAGAAUGAUGAAACCCUAUUUGCUGUUCGCGAUCCUUUCUUUCAUAGUGACGCUCCGAUCUUGUCAAUCAAAUUGUGAGGAGCAAGAGCCUCAGGAGUCAAUGCAAGAGGAAAGGUUGAACAUUGACAACUUCCCACGUGACUUCCUGAAGAGGUAUAAUGACAUAGAUUAUGACACCUUUGUUGGGCUGAUGGGCAGAAGAAGUGCUGGGAUGAAUAAUCUACCUCCACUAAAAAGAGACAUGGACGACAUCUUUGUGGGACUUAUGGGCCGAAGGAGCUCAGAAUCCAGUAAGAGUCAUCUGCAAUCGUGGAGAAAAGAGGGGUAUCCACAGGGAAGAGGCGCCAUUCUAUUCAACAAGGGUAAACUGAGGUUUCGCCGUGGUGUUUAGGACCAGCUUUUCAGCCCUUUACUCCAUGUUCUCCGGAACACAUUCCCUCUUAAUUUCAGUUUGAGUGUUUCAGACCCUAGAUAGUUUACAGAAAGCUUAAACCUUUACCAGUCAAGUUUCUUAGGGAGCUCAUCCAGUGAAAACCUGAAAAUCUGAAACUUGGGAGUCAAAGAGUUAAGAGGGAGUUCACUGAUAAGGAGUAAAUGAACAUGUUAGCUGCAAUUUUUUAUGCCGUGUCUGUGUAAAUCUGUGUUUUCCUUAUUUAAAACAAACUGUUGGAUGUAAACUCCUUUUCAGCAGGUUUUUCAGCAGAUUAAGCAUAUUUUAUGUUGUCUAAAGCGCCAGAUCUAUUCAGUAUGUAUGUCAAACGAUUGCUUCUGAAUAAAUGUGGAGUUUCUUUAAAAGUAUAUUUUUUGGAAAUAAAAACAAAUUGCUUGA
Molecule: messenger RNA, 1290 nt
Organism: Conger conger (European conger)
Lineage: Eukaryota; Metazoa; Chordata; Actinopteri; Anguilliformes; Congridae
Gene: tac3b
Product: tachykinin precursor 3b
Exons: 8
Coding region: 331-852 (173 amino acids)
Biological process (GO): tachykinin receptor signaling pathway; positive regulation of blood pressure
Source: RefSeq, a predicted model, not a curated record